AUGGGUUCUGAGCCACCCACGAAAGCUACCGAGGCCGUCUUGGUCCCCUCAGAGCCUGUGCCGGAAGGGGUCAAGCAGGUCACGGGCAUAGAUUGGCUGUCCUUACCAGCAGAACAACGAAGCAUCAUCUCGAAAUUUGUCGAUCAGCUUACGGGACAAGGCUUCCAAUCCAGCUCCAUAGGCGAUGCGAUACGUAUCAUCAAUGACAUGAGAUCAUGGCGAGAUGCCGACACGGGCGAAAAAGCGACUAUCUUCCUGGGUUACACGUCGAACAUGAUUUCUUCGGGCCUGCGGGACACUUUUCGCUACCUCGUACAGCACCGCCACGUGUCGGCCAUUGUAACGACGGCCGGUGGUAUCGAGGAAGACUUCAUCAAAUGUUUGGCUCCCACAUAUUUGGGUUCCUUCUCCGCAUCAGGAGCUGCGCUACGGGCAAAGGGUCUCAAUCGCAUUGGCAACCUGGUGGUCCCCAACAACAACUACUGUGCCUUCGAGGAUUGGCUCAUUCCCAUCCUCGACACGUUGUUGGCCGAGCAAGAGGAAGAAUUUGCUCGUACUGGUGAACGAUUUCUAUGGACUCCUAGUCGAAUCAUCCGGCGGCUGGGAAAAGAAAUCAACGACGAAUCGUCCGUGUAUUAUUGGGCAUACAAGAACAAUAUCCCAGUCUUUUGUCCAGCCUUGACCGAUGGCAGCUUGGGGGACAUGAUUUAUUUUCAUUCUUUCAAAGCCUCGCCCCUGCACCUUGGCAUCGACAUUGCCCGAGACAUCCGGGAAAUCAACACGAUCGCAGUGCGGGCCAAAAGGGCGGGCAUGAUCAUCCUGGGCGGUGGCGUGGUGAAGCAUCAUAUUGCUAAUGCAUGCCUCAUGCGGAAUGGUGCCGAAAGUGCGGUGUAUAUCAAUACAGCCCAAGAAUUCGACGGCAGUGACGCUGGGGCCAGACCAGACGAGGCCGUCAGCUGGGGCAAGCUCAAAGUAGACGCAGAUAGUGUCAAGGUCUACGUGGAAGCCACGGUAGCCUUUCCUCUGAUUGUGGCAGCCACAUUUGCUAAACCAGACUCAUGA
Capronia epimyces CBS 606.96 is the source of this 1062-nucleotide messenger RNA. RefSeq names its product deoxyhypusine synthase. Gene Ontology annotation, biological process: peptidyl-hypusine biosynthetic process. Bases 1 to 1062 code for a protein of 353 amino acids. Gene Ontology annotation, cellular component: cytoplasm. Gene Ontology annotation, molecular function: deoxyhypusine synthase activity. The transcript is spliced from 3 exons. Lineage: Eukaryota; Fungi; Ascomycota; Eurotiomycetes; Chaetothyriales; Herpotrichiellaceae. The record is from RefSeq and is a predicted model, not a curated record.